AUGCUGCCUGAGGCGGAGGCAGAGCUGCUGCUGCUGCUGGUUCAGCAGCAGCAGCAGCUCAGCUGGUCCAUGCUGCCUGAGGCGGAUAUGCUGCAAGAGUAUUUUGCUGCCGGCACCUUGUUGACAGCAGCAGCAGCAGCAGCAGCUUGCUGCAGCAAGCCUUCAGUCCUGUGGGUUGCGCGCAUGCGUUUAGAAACUGCAGCAGCAACAGCAGCAGCUGCGCAGCUGCUGGGGCUGAGGGCCGUGCGGCUGCAGCAGCAGCACUUUGGUGAGCGGCUACGCAGCAAAUGCCGAUGGGCAGCAGCAUCAGUUUUGUUAUUUUUUUCUCGUCUUCCUUGGAGUUUCAUCCGGUGCAUGCGUCGGUUGUUUGUGUUUUCUUUGGGGCUUUUAUGGCUGCUGCUGCUGCUGCAUGCAUUCCUAAACACGCCGAUGCUGAAGCGAAGCGGGGAGGCAGAGGUGAAGACUCCGCUGCAGUUGCUGCAGCAGCAGCUGCAGCAUCAGGAGGCAUGGGAAGGGCUGCAGCAGACCUGGCAAGAGUUGCUGCAGCUGCAGCAAGAGAUUGGGGUUCAGUUAAAAGGCAAAAGCUAUACAGAAAGUUUUCAGUGGUUGCUGCUGCAGCUGCAGCUAAGCUGGGAGGAACACCUGCGGACCAGCAGCAAACAAGCAGAUGAUCUGCUGCAGGCCCGCCAGCUAUUUGGCCUCUCUGAGGAUGCCUCAGCAGCAGCAAUAAAACAACGAUACAGACAACUAGCUAAACUGCAUCACCCCGACCGUGCAUCCCUCAAUUCAUGCAGCAGCAAAGGCAGCAGCAGCAGCAGCAGCAGUAGCAGCGGCAGUGACAGCGAGGCAGCCGGCUGUGCUUGCGUUGAGGGUACAGCAGGAGGGGGACAAACCCAGUGCGCUUCUCGCCAGGAGACGAUGCAGCAGAUUAAUUUGGCAUAUGAACUGCUGCUGCAGCAGGCAGCUGAGAGGUGA
Messenger RNA from Eimeria mitis, 975 nucleotides. RefSeq lists its product as uncharacterized. Bases 1 to 975 code for a protein of 324 amino acids. Lineage: Eukaryota; Apicomplexa; Conoidasida; Eucoccidiorida; Eimeriidae. The record is from RefSeq and is a predicted model, not a curated record. The transcript has 2 exons.